AAACCUGGCUGGCUGCACCUUACAUGUGAUGAGGGAGACCCAUGUGGGUGCCACUGCCAAGGGGAAGACGUUGCAUACACAGAACACACAGCCACACUGAGCCAUGCCAGUAAAGAACUGCAGCUGCCAGGUACAGCAGACACAGUGCCUGCAGAUAAGGACAAGGCCUUGUUCAAAAAGCUGAAGUCGUGUCUAAACAAGGGGAAGGACCUACAGCUUUGUCAGAUGAAUGUAAGCAUGUGAUAAAGCAGGUCAAAAAACAUCCUGAGAAACAACUUGAAAGGCAAUACCAGUCUCUGAAACAUUGGCAAGACGGCUGGAUUCAGAGAUGAUGGUGGCAGCCAGCAGGAACACUGAGACAGGUCAGGCUAGAGACAAGAAAUGCAGUGAGCUGCCCUGUAUGGCUCCCCAGCUGAGGGAGAGAGGGUCCAAUACCUGACAUCUCACUGAGGCCACAUUCCAAGAGGAUCUACUUCAAGCCAAUGUGAGAAGCUACAGCCUUCUGUAGUCUGACAUGCAGACUGGUCAGAGCAGUAGAAAGUACUAUAUGUGAUAGAAUUUUUGGAAACAGACAUGAACAUAAUAGGAAAGAGUGCCCAUGGGGUGGUCUGUGGGGAAGUUAUGUCUCUGCUGGAGUUACCCCAAAGAAUUGGUGAGCAACAUGUAGUGGAGAGAACAUGCACCCUGCUCAGCUUUGCAGAGGCAUUCAGAAAUGUCCCUCACCAGCCUGAGGAAAUCCACCAGAGGUGACUGUGAGAGACCAACAUGGAUUGUUUUCAGCUGUGUGUUGUUGCAAGUGCCCCCAAAAAGGGGGAGGGAAAGGCAGAUGGCAAAAUCAGCUGAUAAUGAAGGUUCUUCAAGAUGGUGUUGCAGAUUGGCUGCUGCAGUUCACAGCACUGAGAGACUGACAACACAGCUGAAGCUGAAUGGAGCAGAGGAAGGUGGUGCACGGGAAAAGGUGUCUUGAAGUGCUGGGCUGUGUGUGAGCACUCCAGAAGCGCUCUGGGGAGCAGUGCCUCAGCUUUGUGCUCAGUACAUGAUGGUUCAAAAUGCAAACAGGAUAUGGGAUGUUUCUGGCCAAGAUGAAGGAACCAAAACUGAGACUGCUGGGGCCCUGAAGAUGCCAGAAGAUUUUAAUGGAUGUAGACAGUCUCCCCUGGGACCUCCAUCCCCACCUUCAGCCAGGUGUCAGUGUUGAUUAAGAGAUGAGGGUUUUGCAGCCUGAGAAGGAAAAGCCUGAUAGAAAGAGGGGGCAAGAGAGAUGCCCCUGCUGAUAGUGUCACCAGGUAGGGACUUUAGUCAUCUGUGAAGCAGAGUGAAAUUGAAAUCAGCCACCUCCUCAACACCCACUAAAUUACUCUCUUGUACUAGGACAUUUUACCCCACCCCCAAGCUCACAGGCAGGUCAAAACAAGUGAUGCUAUUUCAACUAGUCUGACAUACUCAUGGGAUUGAGCAAGAGGUGGGGACCGUGAGUGAUGAGCUGUUGAGUUGGGAAUCCUGAUUUAGCAGUGAGCUUUAUGCCUUAGUAAUACCUGCUUGCUGCAGGCAGCCUCUGCUUUCUGUGCCCACCAUCUUGACCAGAAUGGGAGUGUCAGAGGGGUUCUGGCACCAUGAAUACUGGCUGCCACCUGGAGCUAUCUGGGAAGAUUUGAAGGAGUCUGCAGACGUACACUACCCGCAGCCUCAGCACCUCCUGCUCUGCAUCCCUGGUGCCCUGCUAUUGAUCUUUGUCCGAUUCAUCUUUGAAAGGACCGUGGCUCUGCCCUUGGGAAGGGCAUUGGGGGUGAGUGACAAGCAGAGGCCCAAAGUUCAGACCAAUGUCACGCUGGAAGGCUUCUACAUUCUGCUGGGCAAAACCCCAAAGAAGGAGGAGCUGGUUUCACUGGCCAAGAAAAGUGACCUGCCGGUCAGAAAUGUGGAGACCUGGUUCAGGCACCGGCGGGCCCAGGACCACCCCAGGCUGAUGAAGAAGUUCUGUGAGGCCAGUUGGAGAUUUACUUUCUAUUUCACCUCAUUCUUCUCUGGACUGGCUCUUCUGUAUGACGCUCUGGAUUCUUACUGCUGCCUUCUCUAUACACAGAAGCCCUGGUUUUGGGACCACACCGUGUGCUGGUUGAAAUUUCCACAACAGCCUCUAUCACCCGUAUUGGGCUCGUUCUACCUCCUGGAGCUCUCCUUCUACUGCUCACUGGUGGCCACCCUGCCCUUUGAUGUGAAGAGGAAGGACUUUAAGGAACAGAUUAUCCACCACAUCGCCACCAUCACUCUGAUCUUUGUCUCCUACUGUGCCAAUAUGAUUCGGUUUGGGAUGAUAGUCAUGCUAGUCCAUGAUGCCUCUGAUUAUAUUUUAGAGCUUGCCAAGAUACUCCAUUACCUGAAAUGGAAGCGGGUCUGUGAAACAGUAUUCAAUGUUUUUGCUGUGGUUUUCAUCAUCUCCCGGCUUGUCAUUUUCCCAUUAACCGUUUAUUAUUACUUUGUGACAAAAGUUUCGUUGUUCCCCAUAAGCUGUCUCAUAAGUGCUUUCCUGAUGAUCCUGCAGUUGUUACACGUUUUCUGGUCCUAUGUGAUCAUCCAGAUGAUCUUCAAUGUCAUCCUCCGUGGUGAGGAAAGCAGGAGAGAAGCAGGACUGCCCCACAAAGCCCAGGAGCUUCUUAAGGCAUACGCUGGGAGUUGUAUGGAUAACGAAGAUCAGAGCAGGAGCUCACUUCUAGCUUGCAGCUGUGUUCUAGUGACAUGGGAGCCAUCCACAGACCUGUCUCCUCACUGCCUAAUCGCUUCUCAAAAAGACAAGAUGCCAGAAGUGACACUGAAGAGAGUGACAGGAGCGAAGGAGAGGAUCUGGCAAAGAACAAAGAAUAACACAGGGCUUGCUGCAAAACACCAAGAUCCAGGCAGUCUUUGAAUGUGGGAAGGCUGAACAAGAGCUAGGGGAGAAGCUGGACAGGGCUUCACUGCAGUCUGCCUGAAUCAGCAUCCAAUGCCUAGGUGGAGGUGAAUUUCAUCACAUCUAUAGGCAGUUAAGUCUCUUCAGGAGUUUUUUCUAUAAUUCUUCUGUUAGGAUUCUUUUACUACUACUCUAUAAUCACUUAUCCAGAAAUAAAGGGUGUACCAGCCGAAGUCCCACUGUAUAAGGAGAAGAGGGGUUGAACAAGCGGCUAAAGUUAUGACUCCCAUCUGUGAUUAUCUCAAAGCCUUCCCAAAAGGUUCAUGAGACAAUAAAUUAAACUGUGGAAGAUUUAACCAAUUUGCAGUUUCAGAAGACAGGAGCAGUCAUCGCCAGCCACCUGAUGAAAGGACUUGCAUGUGAAAGGCACUGGCUUAAAUGGCAAAUAAGUUUUCACUUUGGUAGUAUAAAAUGGUCAGGCUCUGGGAUAAACCACUUCUGCAGCUAAGGCCUGGCCAAAUGAUACAAGCUGUAUUUGCUGUAUGAAUUCUACAAAAUAGCUCUAAUGUCUAAAAGAUUUCACUUACUGAAUGUCUACUCUGGGAGAAGUCUCCUAAAACUGAAAGGAACUGAAUUCUUCCAAAUGCACAAUUUUCCACCAGAAAUGAUACAUACUAAAUGGAAGCUUUCCAUAUGGAUGUA
Molecule: messenger RNA, 3589 nt
Organism: Corvus hawaiiensis (hawaiian crow)
Lineage: Eukaryota; Metazoa; Chordata; Aves; Passeriformes; Corvidae
Product: ceramide synthase 4-like
Exons: 12
Coding region: 1586-2905 (439 amino acids)
Biological process (GO): ceramide biosynthetic process
Cellular component (GO): membrane
Molecular function (GO): DNA binding; sphingosine N-acyltransferase activity
Source: RefSeq, a predicted model, not a curated record